AUGAGUUUCAAACUGCCAUUGGCCAUAGGCUUGGUUGGCUUAUCCCUUCUGUGGACACCUGUGCUGCCUGUCGCAAACAGUCAGUGGCCGUUUUCUGAGGAAGCCUUGAUUUCGGCCGGUUUCCCCAAUAGUUUGGAGCCAUUAGGUCUCCUAAAUGCGAACGGUAAGCGUCCCGACGGCAUGUCUUUGACGUCUUGGCCCGGCGGCAAAAGACUUGUCUUGGAUGUCUCGUGUGUUACCUCCUUUCCGGCUAACGGAAAUACCGACCGCUUAAAACUCCAGGAAAUCAAUAACGUUCUGGGAAACCCCGGUCCCCUAUCUCUAAAGUUCUUAAAUCAAUUGGGUAGAAGAAUUGCAUUAAGGACAGGGGCCAACACCGUCUUGGACAUCCCCAAGGAAUAUCACUCUGUUUUGAGGGGCAAAAAUGGCCAGUCCGUCAUAUUGCUCGAAAAAGAAUGCAAAGGGGUCAAAAUCUCAAUCCCUGCCAGAAACUCCAAUUCCACUCUUGUCAAAAUAGACGGCAAUAAGGAAGGAGUUUCGUUAGCAUCCGCCAAAAUAAGGGAUAUAGUCGAUCAAUUGAGCAAACGUUCCCGUCGAAUCUUAUAUGUGUCUCGCGAAUUUCACCCUCUGAUUCGUGGCGCUGAGAGCGAUAGACUGUACUCAAUACAAUCCCAGGCUGAUGUCCGCGUUUACAUUCCUCCAGCGAAUGCGGCUCGAGAUGAAAUCGUGAUAUCUGGUUUGCGCGAAGAUGUUGAUUCUGUUUGCGAAAUUAUUAACUCCCUCUAUCAAGACAUGAUUAUCAGCUGCACUAAAUCAGAACUCAAAAUAGAUCGAUGCAAACACAAAUACAUAUGUGGAAACAGAGGAAGUUUCAUACAAAAUGUCCUUAGGAAAACUGGUGUUUUGAUACUUAUACCUACCGCUUCAAAUGCGAAUAGAACGCAUGCCAUGAUGAACGAAGAUGGAGAUGGAAAAAAUGACGUAAUAACCCUUUUUGGACCCACUAGAUUUCACCAUCAAGCUGCUCUUCUGGUUGAAAAUCAAGCGCAAAGUAUGAUUGAAGAAACCUUCGAGAUUCCUAAAUGGAUCCACAAGCAUUUGAAGAAUAAAGAAAACCUCAAAUGCGUAUUUGAUGCUCAUCCAGAUGUAAAUGUAGAUUUCAAACGUGAUUCUGUGUGCCUCGAGGGACCUCCCAACUCCGUGCAAAGCUGUUUCAUGCUGAUUGGGAAAAUGGUAAAGGCGGUUAAGGAAAAGUUCAGACUUCAGGAGAUUCCUGUCGAAUCAAAGAUACAUUCAUACAUUGUCGGCAAGAAUGGAUCUACGAUAAAUCGAAUAAAGCAAAUAUCCGGGGUGGAAAACAUAAAAGUCCCAGGCGAUAAAGGACCCGAAUUUGUUCAGAUCGAGGGAACUCCGGCUUCCAUAUCUAUUGCUAUUCAAGAGAUCAUGGAUAUCGUGAAUAAAAAGGAAAAUGAAUUAUCCGUUGAAAUUCCCAUGGAAUCGAGGUACAUGUCGCUCCUUAUAGGCUCAAAUGGCAAGAAAAUAAAAGAAUUGCGCGAUAGGUUUGCCGAAGAGGUAAUUAUAAGCCUCCCAGUCCGCAAAAAUUCCCUCGCACAGAAUGAGACAAAUGGGAGUAUGGAGGAACUCAUCAAAAUUAGGGGUUCCAAAUCGGCGGUCCAGGAAUGUGUUUCUCAGCUAGAAGAACUCAAGAAAUUUUUUGCUCAAUUUUCAUUUGUUGACGUGGUUUACUCACAUAAUUUUGCUCAGCUUGCACAAGCUUCCCAAAAUCGCUACAAACGACAUCUACGACAAUCAUACCCCACGCUCCAUUUCACUUUCCCUACAUCUGUUACCUUUGUAUAUGACAAUAUGACGCCUUCCACUUCCGCCGUUGAUUCACCUAAAAAAACUCGCACAUUGAAGAACGCCGAAAAACUUGACCACAGUUUGACAUUUUGUGGCAUUUUUAAUGUCCGGGCUCAUGAUCGGUCUCAAACCAACUAUUUUUUGUCAACUUACCCUGACGCUAUUGCAGAGAUUAGAGCUUCGUUCUCUCAAACAGAUAGGAAUCAACUAGACAAGAAUUGCCAAACGAAUUUUGAUGUUUGCCUCAAAUUCGCAUCUAGAAAUGAAACAGAUCAGGAUCUCAUAACUUUGAUUGGCAAGAAAGGAUCAGUUGACAAAGCUAAAAUUUACCUAAAAAAGGCUCUCUCGGAAAUAAGCGAGCGCAUAACUUUACUCCUCGAAGUAGAAGCCAGAUUUUGCCCGAUGAUUCUAGGAGUCAAAGGAAGUCGAUUGGUCAAAAUAUGUCAGGAUCACGAGGUAAAAAUACACAUACCUGAUAGGCGUAAAGAAAGGACUAAUGAGAACACAUCAUCAACAGACCAGUUAAAAUGCACGAUUGAGAUCACAGGCAUAAUGGAUCGAUGCCAAAUGGCGCGAGAAGCUAUACUGGAUUGCAUACCUAUGCAACACACCUUAACGUUAUCCAAAGACGUAUGGUCCAGUCUGAAUCGAUCUAACAUAAACUUGAACAAUCGAUUUAAAAGUGUCACUUUCAAAAUUAAGCAAGUCAGCCAAGCAAUUACGAGUGUAUCAACGAAUCAUUUAACGAUUAGCCUAAAUGGGCCGAGGGUUGAUGUUCAGAGGGCCAUCGAUUUUGUGACAGAAAAUCUUCAAUCCCUGGAACAUGUUCAAGUCAGUCAUUCUAUACUCCUUCAGGAAAACCAAGAAACGAUUGAAUUAGACGUUCCUUACCGUUUUAAGGGCCAGAUUAUAGGCAGGAGAGGCAUUGAAGUGAAUAGGAUAUGCGAGGCCCAUGGAGUUAGGAUCGUUUUCCCACCUCUUUCUGCUCUUAACAUCAGUGAUGCAGAUGUUAAUGGCCACAUUACAUCUUGCAAGGUCAAGAUAACUGGCACCAAAAAAAGUAUCGAAGCCGCUAAAGUUGAGUUGAUUGCUAAGAUCGAUCGAUUGGAAAGUUGUACCACUGAAACUAUAGAAAUACAUGCCUACCUCGUACCAAGAUAUAUAGGAUCGCAAGGGAAAAAUAUCAAAGACCUUAUGUCAAAAUUUCAAGUUGAUAUUAACAAUCGCCGCCCUUUUAAUAAUCAAACGGAGGGCGCUAUGGCAAUUUUUAUACUCAACGGUAAACCUGAAAACACACGCAGGGCAAAAGACCAUAUGCUAUAUUUGCAGGACAAAUUUCUAAAAGAGAUGCCUGCUGAAAGAGAAAACAAGAAUCAAUUUACGCUUAACCAACCCAAAGAUUAUAAUGCCUACCUUUUAGACAAUGAAUACACAAAUAUCGCUAAUGAAAUAUAAUCACUAAUAUUUCUUAGAAAAAUAUUGAAAUAUUUUUUUGCAAACAGUUGGUCUUAACAACUUUUUUAACCCAUUUUAUCAUAAUCUCUCCCAAAAAGUGAUAAAUUAUUUCUACCAAAAUCAUUGUUAUGUUAUUUAUUUAUAGACCUUAUUUUUUUAAUGAUUUAAAAAUAAGAUAUUUUAUACAAUUUUUUUUGGGUGCUAAACUAUACAUUAGCCUUGGAUUCAAUCAUUUAAAUAAGAUAAUGUUUUAAACAACCAUAUUCCUGCCAUUAUUUAAUAAUGGUU
This is a messenger RNA of Gordionus sp. m RMFG-2023, 3606 nucleotides long. RefSeq names its product vigilin-like. The record is from RefSeq and is a predicted model, not a curated record. The transcript has 19 exons. Gene Ontology annotation, molecular function: mRNA binding. Gene Ontology annotation, cellular component: nucleus; cytoplasm. Bases 1 to 3318 code for a protein of 1105 amino acids. NCBI's taxonomy places the organism in Eukaryota, Metazoa, Nematomorpha, Gordioida, Chordodea, Parachordodidae.